Branchiostoma floridae (Florida lancelet) is the source of this 10256-nucleotide messenger RNA. RefSeq names its product vacuolar protein sorting-associated protein 13C-like. Bases 82 to 7695 code for a protein of 2537 amino acids. Gene Ontology annotation, cellular component: extrinsic component of membrane. The transcript is spliced from 50 exons. NCBI's taxonomy places the organism in Eukaryota, Metazoa, Chordata, Leptocardii, Amphioxiformes, Branchiostomatidae. Gene Ontology annotation, biological process: protein retention in Golgi apparatus; protein targeting to vacuole. The record is from RefSeq and is a predicted model, not a curated record.
CCGAGCUGCCCAGAGUUCAGCUCUAGGUUUGGAUCUACGGAGCAGUCCGUAGAGGCGGAGUUCUCCACUCUAACUGUCGUCAUGCACAAAGAGAGUUUCCUGGACCUCAAGGACUUCGCCAACAAGUUUCUUACCAGCCUGUCAUCUGGGACAGAGGAGGAUAGAAAGAAGGAGGACAAAACAAAGACAACAGAAGAAGAUGAAUUGAGCACGGAAAAGAAGACAGCAACUGUUAGGGAAGAAGAAAAAGAACCUGCUAAAGAGGAUUCAUCAACAGUAGUGCUGCCUACAAAUGUUGUGAGGAUGACUGUAGCCGCUAGACUGGGCAACCUGGGCAUCCUGCUGUGUGAUAACUACCACACACUGGCACAGAUCAACAUCAAAGGACUGGAAUCCAACAUCCUUCAAAUGAGAAGAAAGACUAUAGUCCGAGCAAGACUGGAGGACCUUUUGGUGCAAGACAGUGCACAGAGCACUCUAUAUCCUAGGAUCUUAUGCAUUGAGGAUGAGGAUGUAUUUAGCAUAAAGUUUGUAGCCUACGACCAGGCUGCUGAGGCUACCCCACCCAUAGGUGCCCUGGACUAUCACUGUAAACUCAGGCUAGGGAGGCUGCAGCUAGUCUAUCUGCCCAAGUUUGUCACAAAUGUCACGGAUUUCUUCAGUCCCUUCAGUGCACCAGCUGUUGCCACCCAGGCUGUCGACACGGCUCAAACACUCCUUCAGCAACAGGCCGAGGAGAUGGGCACGACCUUGGGGGUUGUCACACCCUCCGUCGACGACACCGUCAAAGAUGUUGAGGAUAGGGGUCAUCGCGUGGGUCUCCACAUUGACAUCCAGGCUCCCGUGGUCAUCCUACCGGAAACGUCCACCUCUCCGGAUGCCUUGCUGGCCCGGCUGGGUGACCUCAGCAUCAGGAACAGCUUUGUUCUGGAAGAGAAAGUGCCUGUGGACAAAAUCAUCGUCAACCUGAGCUCCAUGCAGGUGUCAAGAGCCAAAUUUGGAGACCAGCAGGCUCUGAGUGCUCAGCGACUACUACUGGAGCCAGUUGGUCUCCAUGUGGAGGUCUGCAGACUACUACGGGUGGGGAACAAUGGUCUGCCUCAGAUCAGCAUUUCAGGAAAACUGGAGAACUUCAAGAUACACCUUGGUCAACCUGAUCUGAAAACAAUCUUUGCUAUAUUGUCAGGAGAGGAAGACAAUGAAGGCAUUGUUGAAGUGGAUACUACUGAGCAGCAGUCGGAAGAAGGGGACAAUGAAGGUAACAAUGAUAACCCACAGCAGUCAGGCACUCAAGACGUUCCACAAGAGACAGCCCAAAGUCCCAUCAUCAGGACCAAGCUGACCUUGAACUUUGACAUGGAUGGUAUGGACCUCAUUCUGUACAAGCCCAGCAACACGGAAUCCAUCUUCUACUCUUUGGACCAAGACGGCUUCUCGCAUUUCCAACUCCACGGGAUUUCAGCGGACGUCGAGACUAGGGACGACAACACGAUAGAAGCGAGUUUCUUCCUCCAGAUGGUCAUGCUUGACGACAUCAGACCUAAGUCACCUCUUGCUGUUAGAAAGAUGAUCUACCAUUACAACAAGCAAGGCACGUCCAACGACACCAUUGAGGAAACGCAGUCGGGAAAUGACAACACGGAAGAUAAGGAAAAUGGGAACGUACCGCCAGUCGUGCUGACAACGUUGGAUGUUGUGGACGCUGCGUCAGCUCUGAAGUUGCACAAACCGCUCGUAAAGAUGACAUACAAACAGGAUAAAGAUAGACAGGAUGUUGAUAUUACUUUGGAGGGACUCCGAAUCAACUUGUGCAUACCCUACCUGCUUGCUGUGGCAGAGUUCUUUGCAGCGGGAAACACCAGUCAAGACGACAGCAAAGAAAGAAGCAACCCAGAAGAAGGUAGAAGUGAACCGUCCCCUCCUUCAGCUUCUCCCCCUCCCACCCCCACAACCCAGAAUGCAGAACCAGGGAGAACAUUCAAGGCGGUCGGACGGCUCUCCAAACCAGAGAUCGUCCUUUUUGCCUACCCAUCCAGCAAGGAGAGCCGAAUCCUUGUACUCAGAACUGAGAUUGACUUCAGCUACGAGAGGAACUCUCUUACGGACAGCUUCAGCGCAGAAGUAAACCACCUCGAGGUCUUUUCCUCUCUGUACUCCACUGUCAUUCUUCCUGAAGGGAGCUGUAGCGUACUCAGGCCUUGCAACAUCAAGUUCGAACGGACGGUUACCUCGCCCGAUAAAGCAGAGAGGCUGUCCGCGGAAGUCGGGGACAUCAACGUACACAUCUCGCCAACGGUACUCCACAUCGUCAUGGCGGUACUACGCUCGUGGAACGCCGGUCAAGUCUUGGCCGAGUCAGAUGAACCAAUGAAGAAAGAACCGCUGACUGAUCUAUGGAGCCCCAAGGCCGUUUUGCCAAGCAAGUUCAGGAAAAAGAGGAAAACAGAAAUUGGACAUGGCGGCACUACAGUGAUGAACAAGACACCUCCCCAGAAGUUUGUGAUUGACAUGGACAGUAUUUUGUUUGUGUUGGAGUUGGAGGUCGGCGAAACGUACAUGCCGUCGCUGUGCGUAAAGAGUGGGGUUGAAGCUGUGAUGUGCGACUGGUCUUCACAGAUGCGGAUGAAGGCAGAUGUCCACCUGGAGGCAACAUUCCACAACGAGAAGCUUGGCGUGUGGGAACCACUGAUAGAGCCUGUCAUGGAGAAAAAUGGGGCAUACAGGCCGUGGGAUAUCUGUUUCAAGAUGUUGAAUGCCCCAAGUAGGCAUCUGUGCCCGACAAUGUACGACUGUGAAGACUUUGGAAACAUGAAGCCUGUUGACACGGUCGUGAGGACGGCCAUGUACAGAGACGACAGUGACGAGUCUGAGACGAGUCCUGAUGACACUGACAGCUUUGGAGACCGUGCAAGUUUGCUGGCAAGACGGCAGGGAAGUUUUCACAGAGAUCAAGUUGACAGCGGGAGGGGAGUGGCCAAACCUGUCAAACACGUUACCAUGGAGACUGGCCCCGCCCACAAGCCAGAUGCAGACAGAGGGGAAGACGAUGAAGAGGAGGGAUUCUGGGAUACGAUAGAAAACGCGCUGCUGUUCUCCAGCAGCUCCGAGUCUGAGGGCGAAGAGGAUGAUGGGAAGGCACUUUUACCAAAAUUUGCCCCGCCAGUUUCUGACUCUGACUCUGGAGAGGAGGCAGACAAUGAGUCAGUAACGAGCAAAUCCAUUGACGAAGUUGAUGCCCCCAUACGAGAUGAGGAAGAGGAAAAGAUGGCGACGUACCUCGUGCUGGACUCUGCUGACCUCCUGCAGAUCACACUCACUCCUGAAGCUAUUGGUGCCAUCAAGGACAUUGCAGAGGCCUUCUCAGCUGGACCGUCCAAGCCGUUCAAAACUGGGAAACCAGAGUUCCCCUCUGUGGAGAUAGAGAACAAGCUUGGGUUCCACCUGACUGUUCAUGUCCACCCUGAUCUGCAGAUAGAGGAGGUGAAAAGUGAGACCAUUACCAUCCUUCAUGAGGAGAGAACAAUAGAGGAAGGAGAAGAGGAGGGAGACACUGUAGACUGCUUUAAGAACCCAUUUAAGUCUAGCGACCCCCCACAAGCCAUGCCUCCUGAUCCCACUAUGGAAGCCCUAGGUUUUCCAGCAACCCCUGGUGAUAGUCAGCUGCUGCCAUUUGGCCCUCCCCAACCACAUGUAUUAAAACCAAGCCACAGUAGCAGCAAACUAGCCUCAGCCUUUGCCAAUGUUGGAAACUUGGCCCUCCUGUCGGGUGCCUUUGUCUACAAUGUGGGUCUUCAGAAGAACCAGCCGGUGAAGACUAAGGACCACAUCAAACUUGAGGUUCCAGGUUUCGACCCUCUGCAGAUUUCCUGUAGACGAGCAGGAUCCUUCAUUCACCAGCUGACUCCCAGCAAGAAGAAGGCCUACAGUGUUGUCUGUGAUGUGGAGAUCAACCAUGGAAGGAGGAGAAUCACUCUCAGGUCACCACUACAGGUCAGCAACCAGCUUCCGGUAUCCAUGGUGAUGACCUGUGACCUGUCCCUCCUCCCUGAUGCAGAGGAUGGUUGCUAUGAGACUGAUGACAACAAACGAGCCCUGCUUGGUUCUGUUACACCUGGCCAGACUUGUCCGGUACCCCUGUUUGCUGCUUACCAAGCUGCACUGGAAAUCAGUCCCGAAGGAACAGAGCAUGUUGCUGCUGAGGAGUCUUUGAAUUGGCAGGAUGUAGCCAGUAAGAAGGCAGUACAGACUAUCGCAUGUCAACCAGAGGAGUCGGGGGCAGCCAUGUUUUUCUACAAUGUAACAUGGGAAGCCUCUCCCAUAAGAAGGGUGGCUCAGAGGAACAUGAGCAGUUCUCCAUAUGGUACCCUGUGUCUCUAUUCACCAGUGGUGCUUCACAACUAUCUUCCAUAUGAGGUUAAUUACACAAUAGGGGACCGUCCAGAAGUGACCCUGUCUGCCGGGGUCAGUGUCCCCUCCUGUAGUCUGGACAUGGAGAAGAACCACAAAGUGGAUGUCCACCUGAGGGGCUACCAGGGGCUGGACUGGUCAGGGACCUUCUACAUCUCUCUGGACAUGGACGAAUAUGAGAUGGUUGUCAUGGAAACCACAGAUGUGAAGGGAGAGAAGAAACAGAUGGCGCUGGGAGUGCACACCACUGUUGGGGGCAGCCGGGAUGUCUUCCUGUAUGCACCGUACUGGCUGGUCAACAAAACAGCUCUGCCUGUGGAGUUCAGGGGUGCAGGGAGCAGCACUGUUUAUCAGGGCAACACCACCAACGAUCCUGCUCUAUUCAGUUUCCACAGGCACAGGAGAAAGAAGAUGGGAAGUUUAGCAUGUGCCUGUGUAGAGAAGGCAGAAAAGAGAAUACGUCCGGCAAAGAUGCGAAUGUUCCGGUCAAAGUGGUCAUCUGCCAUACCACUGGACACAGUCGGACAUGCAGGAGUGGUCACCUGUCGGGACAAGGACAGUGGGAAAGUCUACCAGGUGUGGUUGGAGAUCCACCUGUCCAAGCUGAAGCUGACCAAGAUGGUGACCCUGCUGCCCUUCUUCAUGGUGGUCAACAAGACCACUGCAGAGGUCACCUUCACUGAGGAAGGUCAGGAGGAUGAGUACUGGACUGUCAUCCAGCCAGAAGAGGUUUUACCAUUGUGGCCUCACUCCGGAGUUCUGAACCUCGUGGUGAGACAGCCAGGGGUGGAGAACAAGGGUGCAGAGAUCCCGGUCCUGUCACAGUACUUCCCCAUCCACAAGUCUCACACCACAGUUCUCAGGAUGUGGAACGGCACGGCGCUCACCGUGAACGUGGCUGGAGGGAUGGAGAGCCCCACAACGAUAACGUUCACCCCGUUCCAGCCGGGGGAUGCGCCAGUCCGAGUUGUGAACUGUUGUCACAAUGCCUUUAUCAGGUUCCACCAAAAGGGUAUGAGUCAAGUCAUUGUCCUGACACCCAACCAGUCUGUACUGUACACAUGGGAUGAUCCUACUGAGGAGAGGACUCUAUGGUGGAACCUCUACAAGAGAGACAAACCUUCAUUUCCAGCCAGAAUAAACCAGGACAAUGCUGGUAUAGAGACGGUCAUCUUGCCCGGUACAGAAACUGCCCAUGGCAGUAAGAAGAACGGGCCUGGCCGAAGUAAACAGAAGAGAACCAACAUCCACUGGGUGUCAUACCUGGACGGGCUACAGAGGGUGCUGUUCUUCACAGAGGAUGCAAGCCUUGCCCAGGACGUACGGGAGGCCUCUGGAGAAAAGACAUCGCUGGAAGCCUUCCUGUCACUAGAGGGGCUGGGGGUGUCACUUGUAAGCAGCCUCUACACAGAGAUUGCUUACUUGAGUAUUACCAGCACCCCACCACUCUGGGAAGUCAACUCCAAAGGCGACAGUUGGAAGAUGUUGAAACUUGAGGUCGCCACGUUCUUGGAAGACCAGUUUCGGCACGGGCAUCACGAGGCGGUCAUGUCGGACAAAGUCAAAGCUGACUUCAAGACCAUGCGGAUGGUCAGACCUACUGCCGGAGACCUGCGUAGAACGUAUCAGCCAGGACUGUGGUUUCAGUAUCGCAGCUCUGACCACCAUACAGGAAUGCAUGCCAAACUGCAGAGGCUCCAGUUGGAUAACCAGCUGCAGAAAGCAGUGUUCCCCACAGUGUUGUACCCGGCCCCCCUCCCUAGGAAGGUUCUGAAGAAGAUGGGACCACGCCCCUUCAUCGAACUGGCACUAAUGAGAAGACAGGUCCCAGAGCAACACUCGGACACCAUCAAGUACUGUAAGCUGUUACUGCAACAGUUCUCCGUCCGAGUGGACAAGGGUUUCCUUCUGACCGUUGCCGAUUUCUUCACCACCCACAUGGAAGACGAAGAAGAGAGCGCAAAACUCCAGUCCGACUACGGUAAGAUCAACCUGACGCUCCGAGACACGGUCGCCGCGCUCGCAACAUCCGGUACGGACAAGAUCUAUCUGGAGUAUUUCCACUUCUCGCCGGUGAAGAUUUUCAUCAGUUUUAGUCUGAGCGGGGAACCCCAUCUCACGCACGAACAGAAGGACACGAUUACGAAGGACGUAGUGGACUUCUUUCUGGGUACGGUCGGAACGACCUUGACGAGUUUGAAGGACGUGGAGAUGAAGCUGGCGUACUUUGAGAGACGAGGAGUGAUGCUGACACAGACACAGCUGAUACAAGACUUGCAGAGUCACUACACAGCACAGGCUAUCCAGCAGUCUUAUGUGCUCUUACUUGGUCUGGACGUGAUUGGAAAUCCGUAUGGACUCGUCACCAAGAUUGGGAAAGGCCUUGGAGAUCUUUUCUACGAACCAUAUCAGGGUGCUAUUGAGGGACCAGAGCAAUUUGCAGAGGGUGUGGCCAGAGGGGUGCAAAGCCUGCUGGGACAUGCUGUCGGGGGUACAGCAGGAGCGCUGGCCGGUAUCACAGGGAGUGUAGGGAAGGCAUUUUCCCUACUGUCCAUGGAUGAAGACUACAGCACUAGGAGAAGACAGCGCAUGCAGCAGCAGCCUACUGACAUGCCAUCAAGUCUGUUACUGGCAGGGCAGAGCUUCAUCAUGGGCAUCGUGAUGGGCAUAUCAGGUGUGGUGCUGCAGCCAGUGAAGGGUGCCCAACAGGAAGGGGUGGAGGGGUUCUUCAAGGGGAUCGGGAAGGGACUCCUGGGGCUCUUCUCUCGCCCUGUAGCCGGGGUGUUUGACAUGGUCAGCAUGUCGUUUGACGCAGUGCGGCGGUCAGCGGAGGUGGGAAAUAUCGUGGUACACAGACAGCGAGUUCCGAGGUUCAUCAACCCCGAGACUGGACUCACUCCGUACUCUGCCUACCAAGCCGUGGGGAACACACUCCUACUUAACAUUGAGAGGGGGAAGUAUGCAGAGACUGACAUGUACGUAGCGCACGCUGCCGUGAACACAGAACAGGACGAACAGAUGUUACUAAUUACAGACCAACGGAUCCUGCUCGUAGACAAGUGCUACUGGUUCUCUGGCUGGGACAUAGAAUGGGUCGUUCCACUUGAACACAUAGUAGGGGUGCCGACCAGUGCUGAUGGCAAACUAUCCUUCCAACACAAGGAGGAAGAAGAAACACCAAACCUCUUCACAGCUAUAGACAAGGAGGUGGCAGUGAAGGAUGAGCAAGUGUUAAAGUGGCUCUACUCCCAUCUAGAGCAGGUUUUGGAUGAUGUCAGAGGAACCUGAGCACAGAUUACGUGAUGUCAUCACUUUGGGAGCAAACGAAUCAAAGAACAAUGGAAGACUGCAACAACAAAGACUGUGAUCCAAAAUUACUUGAUUAGUAUAUCAGAAGUACCUCAAUAGGUUUUGAUGUAAGUAAAAGGAAAACAACUAUAAAAGAUACUCAAGGAAAAGGGAUAAUAUAUAUUGUGUGGAGUAUAAUGAACAUAUCGUCAUAUAAUGCCUAUUUAUUGUGAAUACAUAGUAAGGACUCAAGCCAAGAGAACAGAAUUCGCUACUUAGUGUUGAAGCUAUGCAGGUGAAUUGGCACUUUUCUUGUCCUUAUAAUUGCUACUGUUGACUUGUCACAUAGACGUAAAGAACAGGCAGAGGCUUGCUCUAAAAUGCACCUAGUUAGCCAAGGAAACAGAGGUGUACCACAAGGUAGCAUUUUGGGCCCAUCUUAGCAAUUUCAGUUGGCUCACACAUUUUAACAGUUCUGACCAAUACAAAAUCAUAUGUAAGGAAAUAAUGCCCAUUACAGAUGAUAGAUACAUUUCUUUACUAGAACUUUGAUUUUAUCAACUUCAUAAUUUAAGGGUACAUACUUGAAGGUAUAGUGACUUAUGUUACCUGUUUGAGGGAUUCCGUGUGUUAUCAAUUUGCAUUCCAAGCUGGAAACAAUGCUCACUCUUAUUGUACUUCAAAGAUCACUUGAUGCAAUCAACUCAAUGUCUUUGCCAAGGGUGUUUAAGAAGUCAUGAUUCAUAAUUUUCAUAAUGGGCUAUGGUUCUCUAAAGUCGGAAGCCUGUGCAGAAAGUCUUGCAGCAUUCAAGAAUUAGAACUUUUGCCUAUGUUGAAGAAAUAGAAACCAGCGAUGCUACAAGUCUGCAAAGGAGGCAGGCCGCUAUAAUUUUUGUUGUGUAUGUAAAAGUAUAUGUAAAUCAGCAGCAGAGGAAGUCUUGUAAAAAUGUGGGUUUUUUUUUUUUGGAAACAUGUUCCCAUUAUCAUCAUUAUCAGGGCUUGAAAUAUUGUUAUCUUCUGUCAGGCACCAUAUGGUAUGUAGUUAUAAACUGCAAUUUUUCUGAAAACUCUUCCAAUAUACAAAUAUGCGAUCUUGCCCUACUCCAUUCCGUUAAGCGCAUAGUAAUUAUACGUUCCGUUGCAAGAAACAAUAUUUUGCCCUGUGGGAUUAUCUUUAUUUUUCUUUGCAAUUUAGGAAUUAUUUUUGCAAAUUGUACAAAUUGUAGAUUACAAGCGAGUAUUUUGAGCCCGGAUUAUUCAUAUACACGGUUUGUUUACGCUUCCUUGGAUGUAUUUGGGUUUAGCCUGGUAACGAUUUCAAAAGGGCCAGCUUACAGCCUAUUUUUCCGACCGUCCUCUCUAUAAUCACUGCCACUGCAAAAAUAACCCCGUAACAUUUCUCCGGCGUUUGCUAACGAACUCGGCGGGAUGGCAGUACACUCUGCACCGCAGAGGCACGGUGAAGCUCCCGGUGGUAUGGUUACCAGGCUAAGGAUUGCUUCCUUGUAUCGAGGCUUUAUGUAUGAAACAAAACAAAAGUAGAAUACGGGUCAGGAACAACUUGGUCAGCCGUUUUGCUGCUACUGUACUUACACUUCUCAGUGUUGCAAACUUCAAUACACGUCUCUGCAAAAAAUAUCUUUCAUUGAAAUGCUAACAGGGUAUACAUUGCGCAAGGUAACAGUCAAGUAACUGGAUAAAAUUUUCAAACAGUAAAGAAGGCUUACGCGUCAAACUUUCGUCACACUUCCGACCUUGCCUUUAAAUUCAAUACCGCGAAAGAACAUUAUCUCCUGUAAUCAAAUGCAAUUAGCUAAUUGACGUAUUAGCUUUCAUAGUUUCUUGACUUCGUCUUGCAUUGAACCCUCUUAGAAUGGUCUUCAAAUUAUCAACAUAUUUCAUUUUCAGAUGAUUGGUUCAAAAGUCGGUAAAUCCAGAUGUUCGUCCUAUUACUGGUGAAAGACAUUGGAUGCUGUCUGGAACGUAUGACUGUUUCCAAAUUCUAUCCAGUUCCUUGAUAAAGCCAUGUUGAUUUGAUGAUACGGAUGACAUCCUCUCAGACCCCCAAAACUGAUGCAAAUGAAAAACAUAAAAAAAAUUGCCUUUAUUUUAAAAUCUAAGUGGUUGGGAAGGAGUAUGGUAUACUGGACAAUAGAUUCCCAUUUUAAUUUGUUCGUUCACAUUUUUUUUACCUUGGCAUUGUAUUACAUUAGUGUACGUUUUUUCUCUCCAUAUUUUUGCGAUCUAUAGCAUAUUUUAUAGCUGCUUUGUGCCAUAUACAGUAUGUUGAAAACUUUUUCUUUUCUUUUUGGAAACGGUCGAUGAACGCUCGGAUGUCAUCCAUAUAAUCAAAUCAACAAGCCAUAAUAGUUACCUUGCGUAUUUCAUCACCGGGAUGUCUACUAGUAUUAUAACCUUUGUCAGCAUAGGGUAUACAUUGUAUCAUGCGUGUAGUAUAAAAUCAUUCUGGUGACUGUGUGGUUAAGUUCUUCAAUUUCUGGAGAAUAAUAUCUAGAUUACUUCAAAAGACGCUUGAACACGUGUUUCAGAUGUUGUCCGUA